Messenger RNA from Terrapene triunguis (Three-toed box turtle), 2770 nucleotides. RefSeq names its product stanniocalcin 2 (gene STC2). Gene Ontology annotation, cellular component: extracellular region. The record is from RefSeq and is a predicted model, not a curated record. Gene Ontology annotation, biological process: intracellular calcium ion homeostasis. The transcript is spliced from 4 exons. Gene Ontology annotation, molecular function: hormone activity. Bases 37 to 1053 code for a protein of 338 amino acids. Lineage: Eukaryota; Metazoa; Chordata; Testudines; Emydidae.
CUGGCCACUUUGAGCACUUGCACCAGCCCUGAUCACAUGCUAUCCAGCGAGCAGAUUACAAGAAGAGCAGUAGCCUCCAUUUAUACACCCUUUGAAAAGAAACAGAGGUGGGAAACCCACAAAGGUCUCCAGUGUGGGGUUGCAACCAGGACCAUGUGUGCAGAGCUGUUAAGUAAAUUAGUUACCCUGGCGUUGGUAUUUGCAAGCUUUGAUCCAGUUUUGGGCACAGAAGCCACCAAUCCGCCGGAAGGUCCCCAAGAGAGAGCCCCUCAACAAAAAGGGCGGCUGUCUUUGCAAAAUACAGCUGAAAUCCAGCACUGCCUGGUUAAUGCUGGCGAUGUGGGAUGUGGAGUGUUUGAAUGCUUUGAAAACAACUCUUGUGAGAUCCGAGGCUUACAUGAGAUCUGCAUGACUUUCCUACACAACGCUGGAAAAUUUGAUGCCCAGGGAAAAUCCUUCAUUAAAGAUGCUCUGAAGUGUAAGGCUCACGCCCUGAGACACAAAUUCAGCUGCAUCAGUCGCAAGUGCCCUGCCAUUAAAGACAUGGUGUUCCAGUUACAGCGGGAGUGCUACCUGAAACACGACCUCUGCUCUGCCGCCAAGGAGAAUGUCCAAGUCAUUGUGGAUAUGAUUCACUUCAAAGACCUGCUGCAGCACGAGCCAUAUGUCGACCUGGUGAACAUCCUGCUCACAUGCGGGGACGAAGUGAAAAAGGCUAUCACCAGAAGCAUCCAGACCCAGUGUGAACAGAACUGGGGAAGCCUCUGCUCCAUCCUGAGCUUCUGCACCUCAGUCGUGCACAGCGACUCCACACUAGGUCCUGAGAGGAAGCCAGGUGAAGCCACCAAAGCCUCUACCAGCCGUGGGGACAUACUAGUCCACCCUGAGUCUGACCACAGGGAGAGCUCACGAGCUGCCAAGGGGGAGAGAGGUGGCAGGGCUCACUUGAACACCCACCCCCGGGUUAAAGCUGGAGCUCACAGCCCCAAAGGGGCACACGGGAUCAUUGAGCGGGCAGAAGAACUGUCCGACUUCUCCGACAUCCGAAGGUGAAAGGAGGCACCAACUCAACCCUCCCCCUCCACCAAAACUUCCUCCAUUGAGUCCAUCUUCUUAGCUAUGGACAUUCCAAAACCUUUACCAUUCAGAGGGGUGAUGUCAAGCACAGGGCAUUGUGGGAUAUGUGGACUUCAGUGAUAGUGUAUAGAUUAGUAGAGGGAGAGCAGUGGUUCUGGGUUAUUGAUUGUCUCCAGAGAAUUGGACACUCACAUAACCAAUGGGCGAGACAAAAAUGUUAAACCUCCCCCACCCCUUUUAAAAACAACAGAACAAGUGGAUAUUGUUUUCAAUUUGCUUUUCUUUUGGUUGGGGGAAAGGGUGUGGGGAGGGCUCAGCCAGCUUUUAUUUUGGCCAUUCACAGCUCACAGCUCCACUAUGCUUAUGGGGCAGUCUCCAAGCAGAUGGCAGAAUUCCAAAGGGAUCUUCUCUGCCCAUGGCUGUGACUGUAAGAGUUCAAAGUGGGCUGCUGUGACACUCUAAUGAAAUAAAUGUCCAGUUUAUUGCACGGGGAGAUUGCUGUUUUGAGCUAUGUCAUUUUCUCAUAAGUCCUGAGCCAUUGUUCCUUUCUGGGUGACACUAUCCGACUUAAAUGCCCCCUUGUAUGUAUUUUAACCACUGCUUAACUUUAUUUUAUUUAUCCAGUUACUCCAAGAUGUCAGUGGCCUAAAUAGCCAGCUUUGUGACCUGCUUAGCAUCAGAAUGCGCACCUUUUCCACAGACCUCCAAAGUCCCCAGGCAUGUCCUCUUUCAGAACCUGCGGCUGUGCUCACAGAGGAGCAUUUGCUGCAGCAGCCUCCCCACUUGUGGGCAACCCAAAAUGUGGGGCUUAGGCACAAACAGUUGAUGUGUCCUUAAGCUUUGCGGGCUUAGGGAGUAUUUUGGAGGCCUGUUGAAGAUCUAUCCCUUCUAUUGUCUUUGGAAGCAGCAUUAGGGAGUUUGCAGGGCUGUAGAGACUCAGUGUUCUAAAUCUGGCCACAGGCCAUGGUUUAUCAAAGUGCCAAAAAUGACUAUGGGAUAGUGAGAGACGUUUAACUUUUUUUUUAAAACUAGCACACUGGGUAGUGACCUCCAAACCCUACAGAGUGAGAGUGAAAUGCAGAGUGAUAAGAUGGGUUUGGAGAGCUUAAUCUUCCUGAGUGAUUUAAAGUUAGGGUGAGAUGCUAGGGUGCAUCCUUUCUUAUCCCCAUAUACAAAUGUGGCCCUCAAGUUGCACUGCUGCAACCACGUAUCCUAGGAUGUUAUUCUUAAAACAUUGGUUAUCGUAUCCAAAGGCAGAGAGGGGUGGGAACUUUAGUAACCUCUGUUGGGGAAGGAUGAUCUUUCUUGCAAGACAGUAUCACACCAAGGAUCUGAGCACUGGCCUUUUGCUUCAGGAGGCCUGGAGUCAAAUCACCAGUGGUGGGAAGGCAGUUUGGUACAGACUGAACUAACACAGGGAACUGACCUAUGUCUUUGUCACUUGGUGGGAGUGGAGGUGAUUAGCACCACAAGGGAUUUAGCCAUAACUCCCACUGAGUCAAAUUCUGCUUCUGGAUAUGUGUAUGCGGCUUCCAGUAUCUUCAGUGGGAGACUUGUACAUAUAUCCCUUAGCAGAAUCUUGGGCAUUACUUUUAAUAGAAGACAUGUGGGUAAAUCUCCUUGGUUCGGAGGGAGCAAAGAACAACCAUUAACCUGAAGAGUUACACCGUUAUGCAGCCAUCAACCUCUUGAU